Messenger RNA from Prorocentrum cordatum, 371 nucleotides. NCBI's taxonomy places the organism in Eukaryota, Dinophyceae, Prorocentrales, Prorocentraceae. The record is from the annotation of a GenBank genome assembly.
AGGUGGGGGGCCUCGGCGGCCCAGGGCCUCGCCGCCCAGCUCCGGCGCCGCUGCGCGGCCCUGGGGAAGGGUGGAGCCGCCCCAGACCUGACGUUGCGACAGGUCGCAUUGCCCAGCUGGACUUCCUGAUCGAUAAAGGUUUUCUGUCGCCGCCCAACUGCCUGCGUUUGGUCGUGGCACACCCAGGGAGGCUGACGUCCUACGACGUUCGCGAAGUGUUCGCCCGUGAUGGGCUGCUCGUGGUCAACAAGCCUUUCAACCGGCUGCUGUACCCAAAGAAGCAGUUCCCGCGCGAGGUUGCGAUCGUCGACGCGUUGAAGGCCGAGCGCCCCGGCGUGCCCAUUCGGCUCUGCCACCGCCUCGACUACGGA